AUUAAAUAUACCCACCUAUCUAUAUUUCAAUUUAUGACUGAUAAAAACUUGUAAUACAGACUAGAAUUUCAAAAUGAGGACUAUCCCUAAGUGGGUAAAUAAAAUUCAUGAAGCUGAUAAAAUAGAAUUUUCGAGUGUUCACGCAAUAUGCUUCAGUCCAGAUGGCUCGCAGUUGAUUGUGGGUGCGGGAGAGAAAGUUAUGGUAUAUGAUCCUAGAGAUGGAGCUCUUGUUCAGCUUUUACAAGCUCACAAAGGUGCAGUUUAUGCAGUUGCAUAUUGUAAUGAUGGCAAGAAAUUUGCCAGUGGCAGUGCCGAUAAGAAUGUUAUCAUAUGGACAUCUAAAAUGGAGGGUGUUCUUAAAUACUCACACAGUGAAGCAAUUCAAUGCUUAGCUUACAAUCCAGUGACAUAUCACUUGGCAUCAUGUGCAUUAUCUGAUUUUGCAUUUUGGUCAGCGGACGUAAAAGCAGUACCAAAGUUCCGAGUAACUGGUCGUAUCACAAGCUGUGCCUGGUCUCCGACAGGACAGCAUUUGGCUAUAGGAUUAGCUAGUGGAGUUGUUUCAGUACGAAAUAAGUUAGGUGAAGAAAUUAAAAAAAUAGUUAGAGAUGCAGCGGUGUGGGCCAUUGCUUUCUCAAAAACAACUCUCUUAGUUACUGAUUGGAAUGACAUUUUAUCCUUUUACAAUCUGGAGGGUCAACAAGUCUUAAAAGAAAGGAAUAUUGGUAUAUCUGCAGUGUCCAUAUCAGUAUUCGGUGCUUUAGUUCUGGUGGGUGGCAUUGAGGGAUGGUCGGUGCUUACUUCGGAAGGAGUGUUAAUUAUCUCUACACCUUUGGAAUGGGUUUGGGCUGUUGCACCUUCAAAUGCUUUGAAUUCUUUGGCAGUAGCCUGUCAAGACGGAUCAUUAUGGUGCUAUCAAAUAGCAUAUAAUACAGUGCAUGGGCUGUACCGUGAAAGAUACGCUUAUAGAGAAAAUAUGACAGACAUAAUUAUACAACACUUAACUACUGGAAACAAAGUUCGAAUUAAGUGUCAUGAUAGAGUGCAGAAAAUAGCUAUAUAUAAACAUCGUUUAGCGGUUCAAUUACCGGAAAGGGUAGUUGUGUAUGAACAAGGUGAUUUGGAAGGAAUGCUGUACAGAGUUAAAGAAAAACUUAUGCAGAAAAGUGAAUGUUCGCUCUUAGUAGCUACCAGCGAUGCUCUACUUCUGUGUCAGGAUACAAAACUCUCAAUGAUAUGCUCGAGGGUACCCAAGUCUUGGAAUGUCCCUGCUCCCAUCCGUUAUGUUAAGGUUACAACAAUAAACUUCACAGAGGUCUUGCUUCUUGGAUUAUUCAAUGGUCAAAUUUGGCAAGUGGAGCCGGACAGUGGGGUGUCUAAAGUAAUCCUACAGAGUCCGAGCAACGUCCGUUGUUUGGAUGUAAACGCCUCACGCUCUCGCCUUGCAGUUGUAGACGAGGGUUCCGUAUGCCGCGUGUACAGCCUGCCUAAUGCUGAAUUACUUUAUACGGAAGAGAAUGUAACAUCAGUCUCCUGGAACUCUUGGUGCGACGAGCUCCUUUGCCUGUCGGGCGGAGGACUACUGUCUAUAAAAGCGGCUAACUUUCCUGCAGCAACGCAACCGCUAACCGGCUCCGUCGUUGGCUUUCAGGGUGGUCGUGUUUUCUGUUUGCAAGCCAAUUCUAUGCAAACGGUGAAUGUACCCCUCUCGCACGCCGUACAUCAAUACGUCCAGCAAAAAUUAUUUAAUGAGGCGUACGCAGUAGCAUGUUUGGGCGUGACUGCUUUAGAUUGGGAACGACUUGGCACCGCAGCCUUAGAAGAGCUUUCGUUUGAAGUUGCAAGAAAAGCUUUCCAACGUAGCGAGAAUAUCGCCUUCCUUACACUCAUCGAUCAAUUGCAGGAACGUAUCGAGAACGGAGAAAAGCGCGCAGUUAUAGCGGGCGAGGUGGUCGCACACUGCGGGCGGUACGCAGAGGCAGCGCGUAUGUUCCACAGUGCGGGUAGGGACGACCGAGCGCUCGCGCUCUACCUCGACCUGCGCAUGUUCAACAAGGCUCAGGAAUAUGUAGAUGAGGGUGAAGGACUGACGAGCUUGGCGCGUCAACGUGCAGAGUGGGCGAGACGUGUGAACGAGCCUCGAGCGGCCGCUGAGAUGUACCUCGCCGCCGGUGAUGUCAAGAAGGCAGCCACGAUACUGGCGGAAAGCGGACGGCGGGACAUGUUAAUAGAGCUAGCAAGGAAGAUGGACAAAGGGUCUAGCGACUCCCUUCGUCAUUUAGCAGAGGCAUUAGUGUCUGUCAGUGAAUAUGCGACCGCUGGAGACGUGUACCAAAGACUUGGAGAUUUUAGGAGGGUAGCUCAACUAGCUGUGGUAGCUGGUGAAUGGUCUCGAGCGUUCGACGUCGCCCGGGAGCAUCCAGAGUGUAGGCGGGAUGUAUACUUGCCUUACGCGCAUCGAAUGGCACAAGAGAACAAAUUCGUCGAAGCGCAAAAAGCAUACCAUAUGGCCGGCGAAACGGAAACAGCGAUGAAAGUGUUUAACGUGCUAGUAUGUAACGCGGUGACUGAGGAGCGCUUCAGUGACGCCAGCUACUUGCACCACUUACUUGCCUCUCAGUGCAUCGAAUCUGCAACAACAGCAGACAGAGAUCGCGAUACACUCCUGCAUCAGUACGCGCACUACGACCGGCUUGCUCGUAUCUACCACGCAUACGACGCGGUACAUCGCUGCAUACACGAGCCGUUCUCGCUCUCUCAACCAGAGAUGUUACUAAAUGCCGCGCGCUACGUACUCGCCUUGUUGGACGGUGAUCCCCCGGCCGGUGUCUCUAUGUUUUGUUUAUAUCUUUGCCUGGCGAAGCAAGCUAAAGCCCUCAAUGCAAAUACACUGGCACGACAAAUGUUGGAUAAAAUAUUGGGUCUACAAAUUCCUCCAAAAUUUCAGGAAGGCGUGGAGUUGCUUAUGCUGAAGAGUGGAGGAGGAAGUAUCGAUCCUGGUGAAGAUGAAGUGGUUCCACUGUGCUGGAGGUGUCGCCGUCACGUCCAGAGUUUCGACAACCACUGUCCACGGUGUAAACAUCCACUGGCUUACUCCCUUGCUACUCAUGAGGUUCUACCAUUGGUGCAAUUCGAGCCUUCGGAAGGAAUCACGCACGAAGAGGCCAUGGAGCUCAUAGAACGUGUUCCGAUACCAGAAGUAGAGAAUGCAAACAAUGAAGGAGCGGACAUACUUCGAAUAGACCACGACAUCGACUACUCUGAUCCCUUUCUGGAUAAAGUUGAAGAGGAAGAUGAAGGGCUAGUCGAGUGCAGUCGACUCGCCCUACUACGCCUCAACCCUGCUUCUAUAAUAGUGGUGGAGCGUCCCCCCCUACCGCCCAUCUACUACCGCAACAUGCUACCCGAACUGCCCGUGACCACCUGCUCUUCUUGUCGUAACUUGUUUUAUAUGGAGGACUACGAAAUACAAUUAGUCACGAAGGGCCACUGCCCUUUCUGUAGACAUCUGUCUGAAGAACUUAAGAACACAGAGGAUAGUGGGGAAGGUUCUCCGACGAACGACACUGGAUCUCCGACACCACGCAGUCUCAGUAAUGAAGACGCCACUUGGUAAAAAUUACGGUUAUAAUCAGACCCUAUUAUACUAUUCACCCGCCUAAAGAUAAGUGAUACUCAGAAAUCACCUUUUAUUUACUGACCUCUUGAAUUUAUGUUAAACAAAGUCAACACUGACAAAGAAACGGUUGAACGAGGUUAUUUUUAAAUGACAAGUAUAUCUAUAUCAUGUCUAUUUGCGUUAAGUGUUGAGUAAUUCAUCAAAUUCAAAUUAGAAAGUCGUGUUCAAAUUGAUCAAUUGAAGUUAGUCCUUCAGACAGACGUUCUUUUGCACUUGGUGGAUUAAAUUGGCGUGGCUAUUUUCUUAACGCAAGUGGACUAUAAAAUACAGUUUGGAAACAAAUAAUAUGUGUGUACAGUUAUACUGUUAUAACGAUUCAGGACGUUGCUUUUACCAAUGUGAAAAGAAUAUUAAAAAUAUUUACAAUGUACCUAACUCACAUAAUCGUAUUAUAAAUAUACAAAAUUAUUAUGAA
This is a messenger RNA of Melitaea cinxia (Glanville fritillary), 4094 nucleotides long. RefSeq names its product intraflagellar transport protein 122 homolog (gene Oseg1). Gene Ontology annotation, cellular component: intraciliary transport particle A; non-motile cilium. Gene Ontology annotation, molecular function: protein binding. The transcript has 23 exons. NCBI's taxonomy places the organism in Eukaryota, Metazoa, Arthropoda, Insecta, Lepidoptera, Nymphalidae. Gene Ontology annotation, biological process: intraciliary retrograde transport; protein localization to cilium; non-motile cilium assembly. The coding region runs from base 74 to 3616 and encodes 1180 amino acids. The record is from RefSeq and is a predicted model, not a curated record.